Microplitis demolitor is the source of this 851-nucleotide messenger RNA. Its product is annotated as NADH dehydrogenase [ubiquinone] 1 alpha subcomplex assembly factor 3. Bases 184 to 786 code for a protein of 200 amino acids. The transcript has 3 exons. Gene Ontology annotation, cellular component: mitochondrial inner membrane. Lineage: Eukaryota; Metazoa; Arthropoda; Insecta; Hymenoptera; Braconidae. The record is from RefSeq and is a predicted model, not a curated record. Gene Ontology annotation, biological process: mitochondrial respiratory chain complex I assembly.
UUAUAAUUGCGCAUGUAUUUUAUUAUUCGACCCUUCACACGCCGCAAGACUUAACCUGAAAUAUAUAUUUUGUUAUUUAUAUUUAUAUACAUUAUAAAAUAUGAAAUAAAUAUAGACAAUAAAAUUAAUAAUAAAUGUAUAUUAAUUAUUUAAUUGAGAUAAAGUUGUAAAUAAUUUAAAAAUAUGACUAGUUUAAUUUAUCGGCAUUUAGGAUUGUACAGAAAUGGACUAUCAAAACAAUAUAAAUCUAUACUGUUAAAGAGAUUUAUGUCAAUGCACAAAGGUGCUUAUGAUGGAGAUGGAAGAACAACCGUAACAAUUUUAAAUAAAGAUCCCGAAUAUGGACUAAUGAUUGAUGGUGUCAGUUGUACAGGAUUUAGAUUAAAUAUUGGCUUGACUAUACUAGGAGCAAUGAUAAUAUUUCCAAAAACUGUACUUGGAUGGAACAUAGCUUCUGCAAGUGAUAUACAUAAAGAUUCAUUAUCAUUAUUUAAAGCAAUAAUUCCAAGACCGGAUAUAAUGAUACUUGGUCUAGAUGAUAAUUAUCCACGUGAUGCUCCAUUUAUCAAGGAUUUUCGUAGCAUUAUCAAAGACUUAGACAUCAAUGUUGAAAUUUUACCCGUUAUAAAAGCAUGUACGACGUUUAAUUUUCUAAACUCGGAAAACAGAUACGUCGUUGCUGCACUUUUGCCACCAAGAGUUCUUGAGAAACACGAUACUCAAUUAAUUGAAGAGGUUGCUCUUCGAAAAGCAUUAAGAACCCCUGUAAAAGGAAUUACAGAUUAAAUUUUUAAUUUACUUAUGUAUAAUAUAGUUUUAUUAAAUAAAAAUUAUGUAAAAAUGUAAAAUAA